GGAUAAAGAAAUAGGUCUGCGAUUUUCCGUCACUAAAAAAGAUUAAACGCCUCGAGAAAGGAGGAAAGGGAUCGACGGAGAUUCAACGGCGGGGGGUCGUUUAAUUUAUCGGAAAUUCAAUUGAAAUCCAAUAAAUCCUUCUUGAGAUUCCAAUCCUAAUCCAAGUUAGAUCAUCAGAUUCAGCUUGGAUCCCUCUUUCGCUCUGUGUUGGAUUGAAGGAGAAGGAGGAGAGGGGAGCUCGGGAUUUCUUUGGGGUGGUUGAUACUGAUGGACGGGUUGAUCAGCAAGCUGAGGAACCUCGACGCCUACCCCAAGAUCAAUGAGGACUUCUACAGCCGGACGCUCUCCGGCGGCCUCAUCACCCUUGUCUCCUCCGUCGUCAUGAUCCUCCUCUUCAUCUCUGAGCUCCGAUUAUAUUUACAUGCAGUUACUGAAACAAAGCUUGUAGUGGAUACUUCAAGGGGAGAACAUCUAAAAAUCAAUUUUGAUGUCACAUUUCCUGCCCUGCCAUGUUCUAUUCUAAGUCUUGAUGCUAUGGACAUCAGUGGGGAGCAACACUUGGAUGUGAAACACGACAUCAUCAAGAGAAGAUUAGAUUCUCAUGGCAAUGUUAUAGAAGCCAGGCCAGAUGGAAUAGGAGCUCCGAAGAUUGAAAAGCCUUUGCAGAGACAUGGAGGCAGGCUUGAGCACAAUGAGACAUACUGUGGUUCCUGCUAUGGUGCUGAAACUACGGAUGAUCAUUGCUGUAACUCUUGCGAGGAAGUCCGUGAAGCAUAUAGAAAGAAAGGCUGGGCUCUUUCAAAUCCAGAUAUGAUUGAUCAGUGCAAAAGAGAGGGUUUUCUCCAAAGGAUCAAAGAUGAAGAAGGUGAAGGCUGUAAUAUCUAUGGAUUUUUGGAAGUCAACAAAGUUGCCGGAAAUUUCCAUUUUGCUCCUGGGAAAAGCUUUCAACAGUCAAAUGUUCACGUACACGAUCUGCUGGCAUUUCAUAAGGACAGUUUUAAUAUCAGCCACAAGAUCAACAGGCUAGCUUUUGGAGACUAUUUCCCUGGUGUUGUGAAUCCUCUUGAUGGUGUGGAGUGGACCCAGCCGACACCUACUGGGAUGUAUCAGUACUUUAUCAAGGUUGUACCAACAGUAUAUACAGACGUGAGCGGUCACACCAUUCAGUCAAAUCAGUUUUCGGCAACUGAGCACUUUAAAGGUGCGGAAGUGGGGUUGUUACAAGCCCUACCUGGAGUUUUCUUCUUCUAUGACCUCUCUCCAAUUAAGGUUACUUUCACCGAGGAACACGUGUCAUUCUUGCAUUUCCUAACAAACAUGUGCGCAAUAGUUGGAGGUGUUUUCACGGUCUCUGGGAUCCUAGAUUCCUUUGUAUACCACGGGCAAAGGGCAAUCAAGAAGAAGAUGGAAAUCGGGAAAUUCAGUUGAGGAAAGCCUUCCCAUCGUCCAUUCGACUGCCAACUCAUUGAUUUUUGCGAGGAAAGAGCCUUCCGAAAAGCCACAGCAGGACGAGAGGAGCAGGCAAAUCGGUAUUUACCUUCCUGAGUCGGGACGUGAUUGUAAUCGGGUGACCGAGACAGCUUUUUAUCAGUGAUGUCCUGUUCGAUCAAAUGGAUUGAACUGAUGUCUCUGCUGGGUUUCACAUCGAAUUGUGGUUUCUUGUUCUCCUGUCUGAUUUCACAAUUGAUUCAGCUGCUGCUGGGAAAAUUUCCUUUACUAGAAAAUGCAAUUUUCUAUCCCUUCUUCUCCCA
Messenger RNA from Punica granatum (pomegranate), 1751 nucleotides. NCBI's taxonomy places the organism in Eukaryota, Viridiplantae, Streptophyta, Magnoliopsida, Myrtales, Lythraceae. The record is from RefSeq and is a predicted model, not a curated record.